Schistocerca piceifrons (Central American locust) is the source of this 542-nucleotide messenger RNA. Its product is annotated as fatty acid-binding protein-like. Gene Ontology annotation, biological process: fatty acid transport. The transcript is spliced from 3 exons. Lineage: Eukaryota; Metazoa; Arthropoda; Insecta; Orthoptera; Acrididae. Gene Ontology annotation, cellular component: nucleus; cytosol. Bases 73 to 483 code for a protein of 136 amino acids. The record is from RefSeq and is a predicted model, not a curated record. Gene Ontology annotation, molecular function: fatty acid binding.
GGCCCAGUAUAAAAACAGGAGGGCCGCAGUGCAUCACGCGUGCGUGUGUUCUUCGCUCCAGCCAGUUCAGCGAUGUCUCUCGAAGCGUGCCUCGGACGACAGUACAAGCUCGAGAAGAGCGAAAAUUUUGAGGAGUUCCUGAAGGCUUUCGGUGUGGGCUACCUAAUCCGCAAGAUGGCGCAGGUGGUGAACCCGUACAUCGAACUGAAGCGGGACGGCGACUUGUACACGCUGACGUCCAGCUCGUCGUUCAAACACCGCGAGCUGAAGUUCCGGCUGGGCGAGGAGUUCGAGGAGGAGCGCCACGACGGAGCCCUCGUCAAGGCGGUCAUCACGCUGCAGGACGAGAGUACGCUGUUCCACCGCCAGAUGGCCGACGACGGCAAGAGCGCCACCGUCACCAGGCACUUCACGCCCGAGCAGGUCACCAUUACUAUGCAGCUCAAUGAUGUUAUAUGCAAGAAAAUAUACAAGGCAGUCUAGAAACGCAAAGGUUGCCCUGGAGAACGGUGGGAUCAUAUUUUCUGCAAACAGCACAUUUG